ACCUCUACGUAAACCAACCAAAUCACGCCCGAAAAGAAAAUUCUUUCCAUUUUUUUCUCAUUACUUCCCACCGAAUCCAAAAUCCCCCACCAAAAACCCUAACCCUUUCCAUUUCCAAUGGCUCCUUAAUCCCCAACCCUAAUUUGAUUUCCUCGCUCCUCCGUGUUCUCCCUCCUUUCUCACUUUCCGAUGGAGAACUACUCCAACCACUCCUACCCGGACUCCCGCGACUCCUCCCCUCGCUCCCGUGAAAUCGACUGCGACACCCCUUCAUGGGACGACCAAGCCCCCUCCGCCACCUCCACCUACAAAGUCAAGUUCAUGUGCAGCUACGGCGGCAAAAUCCAGCCCCGCCCCCACGACCACCAGCUCGCCUACGUCGGCGGUGACACCAAAAUCCUCACAGUCGAUCGCAAUAUCAAGCUCUCCGCUUUCAUCUCCAAGCUCUCCUCCCUUUGCGACACCUCUAACGAUGCCGUUUGUUUCAAGUACCAGCUCCCCGGCGAAGAUCUCGACGCUCUCAUCUCCGUCACCAACGACGAGGACCUCGACCACAUGAUGGUCGAGUACGACCGGCUCUACCGCGCUUCAGCUAAGCCCGCCAGGCUCCGACUCUUUCUCUUCCCUCUUGACAGCAACACUUCCGCUAGCUUCGGCUCCAGCGAGACCAAGUCCGAGCGCCAGUGGUUCGUCGACGCUUUGAAUUCGGUUCAGAUCGGGUCUCCCGAUGGAUCCUCUCCGACGGCUCCGGUCACGGCCUCGCCGACAAACCCCGAUUUCCUGUUCGGAUUCGAUAAGGGUUACACGGCUGUGCCGGUUGCGAAAUUUCCCAACUCGGUCACUCCGCCGACGGUUCCCGAUUUGCUUGUGAAAAGCACUCUGGUUGGAUCUGGGGAUCGCCACACCGGAGAACCGGUGAUGUCUCAGGCGGAGAUUCAGAGGCAGAUCCAGGAGUUGCAGAGGAUGCAAAUCGUUGCUGGUCACGAGCCGACCACCAUCUAUCACCGGAAAAGCGACGAAAUGGGAAACCCUAUGGGUUACACCGGCGAUUAUUACACACAGAAACUGCCAGAGAACAUUCAACCGGCGCAAGGGUCGUCUCCGGUGGGAAUGCCACCACCUGUGCCAUUUCCAACUGCGUAUAUGCCAGAGAGGCACAUGAACACUGGGGGUUAUCCGGUGACGACUGCCCCAUCUGGACCGGAGCAGCCCGUUUAUCUCAUUUCUACUCCGACCGGUGUAUACCAGGCUCCCGCCCCUAGACCGGCGACUGGUCCAGUUGGUCAGGCAUACUAUGGAGUACCGCAGAGGAUGGCACCAGAGGUGUACCGGGACGCUCAAGUGUACAAUACUGCCGUGGCAGCACAGCAAGCACAACAAGCUCAGCAGGCACAACAUUCAGCAGGCACAGCAGGCUGCAGCUUAUAGUGAAGGGUUUGCACAGGUUGGGUAUGACGCCGUCGGGAGGCAGGUAUACUACACUGCAGCAGGAGGUGUCGUUUCUUCAUAUCAGACGGUUGCUCCGGUGCCCGUAGAUGGGAGACAAGCUGCUGCUGGUGUAUUGAAUCAAAUUCAAGAUGAUAAGGUUGUUGUUUCCAUGGCACCCCAAGCGUCUGCUAUGUGACAAAUAUAAAUAAUAAAAUUCAUAUAUAAUGUGUUUGUUCUUUUGUUUUCUAAUGGUUCUACAGUUUAAAUAAGAAGAAAUAAGAAUUUAAUUGUAUGGGUUUGUGGUGGAUGCGUCUCUGGUUUUGAAAUUGGAAACCUUUAUUAUUGUUCUGAUGGUAUGACAAUUAACAUUGUUUCUUGUGUAUAUGAGGAAUUGUUUUAGUGCAAAGUAUUGGGUUUCUUUGGA
This is a messenger RNA of Malus domestica (apple), 1852 nucleotides long. Its product is annotated as protein PAL OF QUIRKY-like. NCBI's taxonomy places the organism in Eukaryota, Viridiplantae, Streptophyta, Magnoliopsida, Rosales, Rosaceae. Gene Ontology annotation, molecular function: protein binding. The record is from RefSeq and is a predicted model, not a curated record.